CGAAUUAUAGCCUUUGCGGUGUCUGCGGGGUCAUGGAGCGGCCUGGGUUCACGGCUUCGCUGGUGCUGCUGCUUUUUUUAUCACCUAUGAAUACGUAAAAUGGUUUUUACACAAUGAUUCGUCUUCAUAUUUGAUGCCGGUGAAGCAUAUGUUGGCUGCCUCUGCUGGAGAAGUGGUUGCCUGUCUGAUUCGUGUUCCUUCUGAAGUGGUUAAGCAGAGGACACAGGUAUCUGCUUCUUCGAGAACAUUUCAGAUUUUCUCUAACAUCUUAUAUCAAGAGGGCAUCCAAGGAUUGUAUCGAGGCUACACAAGCACGGUUUUGAGAGAGAUUCCUUUCUCAUUGGUCCAGUUUCCCUUGUGGGAGUCCUUAAAAGCCCUCUGGUCCUGGAGGCAGGACCACGUGGUGGAUUGUUGGCAGUCAGCGGUCUGUGGAGCUUUUGCAGGUGGAUUUGCAGCUGUGGUCACCACACCUCUGGAUGUGGCAAAAACAAGAAUCAUGUUGGCAAAGGCUGGUUCCAGCACCGCUGGUGGGAAUGUGCUCUCUGCCCUGCACGGGGUCUGGCGGACACAGGGGCUGCCAGGAUUAUUUGCAGGUGUCUUCCCUCGAAUGGCAGCCAUCAGUCUGGGAGGCUUCAUCUUUCUUGGUGCUUAUGACCAAACCCGCAGCUUGCUGGUGCGACUUGGCAGAGGGGGCCCCUGAACCAGGGACGGCCCCACAUGCACUGCUGUGCCACUGGGCUCCCUUCCGGCAGGCAGCUGCUCGGGCAUCUGAACCACCCGCGCUGCGCCGUGUGUCAAGAGGAGGACCUUGAGGAGGUCGCGCCUGCCCCGGGCCGGCUGGAACGUCGCCCGCCGUCUGGCCGCCAGACCGCAGAGAGAGGACCGUGUCCACGGCGGUACUUUGAACCCUUUUCUCAGAACCCCUCAAUAAAUACGUUUGGUAAGGCCGAGUCUAGGCUGCACAGAGCCGUCAUUUGAUCUGUAUCUGAUCUUGCAUUUCCUGCCACCUGCUAGUGGACACAGCGGAAGGCAGAGAAAGUUCUCAUGGCGAAAGGAUGGCGAGACCGGGAACAGGAAGGAGACUUAGGAGAAGUGCACGUGGGUGGGUCUCUCCCUACUGUGUGAGCUUAGGGCUUUGUUUAAAAAGAAUGAACUGCAGGUGCAUAGCCAGCAUUCUGGGCACCCAGGCUGCUGCUCAUUUCUCUCAGAGUUCCCAGAAAACACACAGUUGUUUUAUUUUACAGAGAAGGCUCCCGCGGCCCAUGUGCUGUGUGUGAAAGCAGGUGACCAGUUGCAGCUCCAAGGAUGAGGUGGGCCCAGCUGGCUUCGGGGUGGGAGGUACUGUGGGUCCUCCGGGGUGCUGAGCCGCACCCCAUGCUCCCCGUGCGACCCAGAGGAGGGGCCGACUGGGGAACAGAGCAGGGUUUCUUCGUUCCUAAUCGCGAAGGUUUAUUGUCUGCAGUUAGAAGGAGGUCACUGUUUCAGAGCUUGACUAAUAAGCUCCAGGUGUUAGAAAAAUUCAGAGAGAAAUCUCAGGAAUCUAGUGGUGGUGUAUUGUCCCUGGGGCUAAAGUAUAGGAUUUUGCUUUGCAUAAAAAAAAUUUCCCCCUUUCUGGGG
Molecule: messenger RNA, 1617 nt
Organism: Hyaena hyaena (striped hyena)
Lineage: Eukaryota; Metazoa; Chordata; Mammalia; Carnivora; Hyaenidae
Gene: SLC25A26
Product: solute carrier family 25 member 26
Exons: 9
Coding region: 134-700 (188 amino acids)
Cellular component (GO): mitochondrial inner membrane
Molecular function (GO): S-adenosyl-L-methionine transmembrane transporter activity
Source: RefSeq, a predicted model, not a curated record